Messenger RNA from Trichosurus vulpecula (common brushtail), 1495 nucleotides. RefSeq names its product zinc finger protein 239-like. Lineage: Eukaryota; Metazoa; Chordata; Mammalia; Diprotodontia; Phalangeridae. Gene Ontology annotation, molecular function: RNA polymerase II transcription regulatory region sequence-specific DNA binding; DNA-binding transcription factor activity, RNA polymerase II-specific. The record is from RefSeq and is a predicted model, not a curated record. The coding region runs from base 1 to 978 and encodes 325 amino acids. The transcript has a single exon. Gene Ontology annotation, biological process: regulation of transcription by RNA polymerase II. Gene Ontology annotation, cellular component: nucleus.
AUGACUGAGACCACAGAUGCAACCCCAAAAGAGAACUUUCCAGGAGAACAGUCAUUCCAAGGGGUAAAAGUAGAAAAACUCAGAGGGGGCAAACGGUGCCACUCCACUUUGGGGAACUGUAGGGAAAGUGAAAGCCAUAAAAAGAGGCAGCAGGCAAAACAGGAGAGUGAUGUGAGAAAAAUUAUUAAACGUCAGAAGAUUUACACUGGAGACAGAAGUUAUAAAUGUAAUGAAUGUGGGCAAAGAUUUACUCACAAUUCAAGCCUCAUUGUACACCAGAGAAUUCAUACUGGAGAGAAACCUUAUAAGUGCAAUGAAUGUGGGAAAGCAUUUACUCGCAACUCAGUCCUUACGGUACAUCAAAGGAUUCACACUGGAGAAAAGCCGUAUAAAUGUGAUGACUGUGGGAAAGCUUUCAUUCAGAGCUCAAACCUUAUUUUACAUCAGAGGAUUCAUACUGGAGAGAAGCCUUAUAAAUGUAAUGAUUGUGGGAAGUCUUUCAUUCAGAGCUCAGAUCUUAUUGUACACCAGAAUGUUAAUACUGAGGAGAAGCCAUAUAAAUGCAAUGAAUGUGGGAAAUCCUUCAUUCUGAGUUCAACCCUUAUUGUUCAUCAGAGGAGUCAUACUGGAGAGAAGCCUUUUACAUGUAAUGAAUGUGGGAAAACAUUCAUUCAGAGAUCAGACCUUGUUAAGCACCAGAGAAUUCAUACUGGAGAGAAGCCUUAUAAAUGUAGUGAAUGUGGGAAAGCCUUCAUUGAAAGUUCUACUCUUAUUGUACACCAGAGGAUUCAUACUGGAGAGAAGCCUUAUACAUGUAUUGAGUGUGGAAAAACAUUCACUCGAAACUCCUACCUGCAUCAACAUCAGAGGAUACAUACUGGAGAGAAACCUUUUAAAUGUAAUGAAUGUGGGAAAGCCUUCACUCGAAAUUCAAGCCUUAUUCUACACCAGAAGGUCCAUACUGGAGAAAAGCCCUAAAAUAGAAUGAAUAUAGGAAACUCUUCAUUCAGAAUUCAACUGUUAUUAAACAUUAGCUAUAUUAUAUUGGAUAGAAGCCUUAUAAAUAUAAUGAAUGUGGGAAUGCCUUCAUUCAAAGGUCAGAUCUCAUCAAGCACCAGGGGAGUCAUAUUGGAAAGAAGACUUAUUAAUCCAACAAGUGUGGAAAUUCCUUCGUUGAGAGUUUCAGUUGUACAUAAGAGGAUACAUACAGGAGAGAAGCCUUACAAGUGUGAUGACUGUGGCAAGGCAUCUCCCAGCUCUUGACUUUUUUCUGCAUCAGAGAAUUCAUGAUGAAGGGAAAUCCUUAUUGAAUGUGAGCUGCAGCAUAUUAGAGGGGAAGCUCACAAAUGUAAAUAAUUUGGGAAAGCAUUCACUCAGAGUCCAGGGCUUAUACUUCUGAGGAUUCAUACUGGAAAGAAUACUCAUAAACACAAAGCAGUUUACUGAGAACUGAGCCUUUAUUAGACAUCAAAAGAUUCAUACUGGGUAGAAUCUU